ACAAGAGCUUACAUGUGGGACACUUACGAUCUUCUGUGCAUGCGUACACUAUAACAGACCGGCCACAGCAUUGAUGGAACCAUACAAACACACAUCAUGGAUCUGAUGGAACAGAAAACCGAGCCACUGAAUUCACAACGUAUCACCUCUGCUUUCUUCAAUGACCCAGCGAAAACCUCCACGGUGACACUACGCAGAGGGAUCUGAAGCAGACAGAACAGUUCUCCCAGAGUGCUCAUAGCGUGGAGAUUCUGGCAGUCCAGGAUGAUGCAACAGAUCCUCAGAGACAUGUUUGUAGAUCCAGAGCUUCUGGCUGAAUUGAACGAGGAGCAGAAACAAAUUCUUUUCUACAAAAUACGUCAGGAGCAGGUGCGACGCUGGAUGGAAUAUGACAGCCAGGAAGGAAGCUGGGAAAAGACGCCCGUGCCCAGGGAUAGAGAUGAAACCAGGAAGAGUGUUCAGUGGAUGAAGGGCCGUGAUGGUGAUGUGUGGGUCUGGGUCAUGGGAGAGGCAGCUGGAGACAAACCUUAUGAGUUUAUUGUCAAAGAACUGAUGGAGGAGAGAGCCAGACGUCAGGCUCAGUUAGAAGCCCAAGAGUUAUGGCGGAAGAAAGAAGCGGAGAUAAAGCAGAAGUUCAGAGAUGCCAUCACAAAGGAGAAGGCACGCUUAGUCGCAGGAAAAUGGAAGGAAGAAGCUGAAGACAGGAAAGCAGCCAAACAGGAAGAGGAACGCAUACGAGAGAUGCUAAAGAAACAAGAGGAAGAAGAAAGGCACAAGGAAGAAGAGGAGAUACGACGUGCAGAGGAGAAAAGAGCGAAAGAGCUUUAUAUGUCGCUGGAGCAGGAGCGAAUCAAAAGUGAGCAACGUGAUAGAGAGUGGGAGGAGCAAUUGCGUCGCUCCAAAGCAGCUGAUGAGGAGAUGACAAGAAAGGCCCGCUGGGCAAGAGAUGAAUAUAAACGUCAGUCACUACGGGCCAUAGAGAAAGGCCAUGUGGCAGGCCUGAGCGGCCACUUCCAGAGACAAGCCCACGUGAAUAGAGCAAACCCCCACAGGAGACACAGUACUUUCAUUGAACAGUCCGCAAGUUCAGUCACCAACAAUGAAGAGCGACCCAGACCUGGCCUUCAACGUGCAGAACCACCAUUGUACCGGCGAAGACAAAGCCGCAGACAUAGUACAACAGCGAAACAGCCACUAACUGAUGGUCCUGCUUGGGUUAGAACACCACGACCCAGUUCCAGGGAGUCAGUUAUACUCUGGUUUACCGAAGAGCAGAAACCUAAAAAUGCUGGGUACGAAAGAAACGAAAAUGAUAUCGCCCCAUGGUUCCACGGCAUCAUCUCUCGAGAGGAUUCUGAGAGGCUACUUAUGAAUGCUACCGAGGGCUCUUUCCUGGUUCGGGUCAGUGAAAGGAUAUGGGGCUACACACUGUCCUACCGCACCGCCAGUGGCUUCAAACAUUUCCUUAUUGAUGCUUCAGGGGACUAUUACGGCUUUCUUGGUGUGGACCAAAACCGUCAUGCCACCCUUGCUGACCUCAUUGACUUCCACAAGGAGGAAGUCAUCACUACCACAGGGAAAGAACUGCUACUGGAGGCCUGCAUACGGACGGGCCCUUCUGCAGACUUUGGAGGACUUUUCUCAUAACUCGUAUGACAGAGAACAUGGUCAAAACAAGACUACAAAUUAUGAACCAUCUUAUAAGACAUAAACCUGGUCCUGCCUCUGGCUUACAGUCACUUAUGAUCCUACCCAUUGAAAAAGUGGAUGCAAACUAGCUUCAUGUAAAGGAAAUACACUCUGCAUGUUUUCAAUGGAUCAGUGGUCUUUCAGCCGCUGUGGCUGAGAUUCCAUUAGUGUUCCAUUUGCUGUUACUUUUCUAUAAUUAUGAAUUAAUCCAAGUCAAAAUGCACUUCGGUAAUGCAAGCGCAAAUCUACCUGAAAACGAAUGAUUGUUUUUCUGCUGUUGAGAAGCGAGUGUGCUGCAAAUUGAUAUUGCUGUGUAAAUAAAAAACUGUGUGAAACAAUGUAUUAAAAGCACCCAUACUGUGACUAGGAAAGGUCUGAUUAAACAACACCAGGAAAAC
Triplophysa rosa is the source of this 2087-nucleotide messenger RNA. RefSeq names its product SH2 domain containing 4Ba (gene sh2d4ba). The transcript has 9 exons. The coding region runs from base 265 to 1647 and encodes 460 amino acids. The record is from RefSeq and is a predicted model, not a curated record. Gene Ontology annotation, cellular component: cytoplasm. Lineage: Eukaryota; Metazoa; Chordata; Actinopteri; Cypriniformes; Nemacheilidae.